Molecule: messenger RNA, 6310 nt
Organism: Labrus mixtus (cuckoo wrasse)
Lineage: Eukaryota; Metazoa; Chordata; Actinopteri; Labriformes; Labridae
Gene: rabgap1l
Product: RAB GTPase activating protein 1-like
Exons: 26
Coding region: 200-3322 (1040 amino acids)
Source: RefSeq, a predicted model, not a curated record
CGGAAAGCGUGUCACUAAACUCCCGAGUGAUUCAUCCUAUCAAACAUAUACGAUCUUCGCUACAACUCUUCUGACAGCUAGCUUGGAAAGAAACUCUACAACGCUUUAAACAAGCUGCCCUCCUACAGAGCUGGGUGGACAGGAAGGGGAGAUCUUUAACCCUAGUCUCCCCAGCUAACUCUGAGUAAAGCAGCCAGCCAUGGAUGACAGCUCCUCACUCGGAAAAGUCAGCAGCUCUACCGAGUCCGUGGCCACCGUCACCAGCGAGGAGUUUGUUCUGGUCCAGUCCAGUGCUGCUGGGUCACCUCAGGGCUCAGGGGGCAAACCAAGACUCAAGAUGUCUUGGAAUGGCAGUGAGCAGCUGGAGAAAGCAAUGGAAGAGCUUUUGGAUGACGAUGAUGACGAGGUUAAGGUGGAGAAGAGCAGCGUGGAAAAGAUGGAGAAGCACAAGGAUCCAGAGAGCCGAGUCCUGGAGCCCCAACAUGCAGAAGCAUGUCCAGCACCAUCCAGUCCCACAGCUCCAGAGGAGGACAGUGUCCAGUUCAACAAGUUGUCCUACCUUGGCUGCACCUGGGUCAAAGCCCCUCGCAACGAGGCUGAGGCACAGAGGGCCAUGGCCACACUGAGAGCUGAAAGUGCCAUCCCCAUCCCCAUCACCCUGCAUGUCCCCUGUGGACCAGAUGGCUCUGUCAGGAUCGUGGACCAGGCUUCAGGCACUGAGAUCGCCUCCUUUCCCAUCUACAAGGUGUUGUUCUGUGCUCGUGGACAGGAGGGCUCAGUGGAGAGUGACUGCUUCUCCUUUACGGAGAGUUACCGGAGCUCCGAGGACUUCCAGAUUCACGUCUUUUCGUGCCACAUCAAAGAGGCGGUCAGCCGCAUCCUGUACAGUUUCUCCACAGCCUUCAAGCGUUCUUCACGGCCCGCAGACAUCAGGGACAUGGGAGUGUCUGGACCGCCCGACAGCGACCUGUACACCUUCACUGUCUCACUGGAGGUCAAAGAGGAUGAUGGCAAGGGAAACUACAGUCCAGUGCCUAAGGACAGAGAUAAGUUCUACUUCAAACUGCGUCAGGGAGUUCAGAAGAAGGUUGUGGUUUCAGUUCAACAAAUGUGCAACAAGGAACUCGGCAUCGAAAGGUGUUUUGGGAUGCUGCUGAGUCCAGGACAGAAAGUCUGCAACAGUGACAUGCAUCUACUAGACAUGGAGUCGAUGGGAAAGAGCUCUGACGGGAAGGCCUAUGUGAUCACAGGAACAUGGAACCCCAACAUGGCCGCUUUCCAGCCUCUAAAUGAAGACACGCCUAAAGAUAAGCAGGUCUUCAUGACAGUGGCAGCAGACCUGGUGGUAACUGAGGUGGUGGAGCCGGUGCGCUUCCUGAUGGAGACUCCGGUCAGGGUUUAUCCAUCAAACGAGCGCUUCUGGUACUUCAGCCGCAAGACCUUCAGUGAGACCUUCUACCUAAAACUCAGACAGCAGGCACCAGAGAGGGUGGGUCAGAGCGAGGCUGUGUAUGAGGUGGUGAGUCUUCAGAGGGAGGCAGAGAGGAGCAAUGAAGGAAGAGGACGACAGACCUCGCCCACUGAGGAAGAGGAGGCUGAUGAAGAGAGUGACAGUGAAAUCUCCAGUGGGACGGGAGAUGUUUCUAAAGACUGUCCGGAGAAAAUCCUCGAGUCCUGGGGAGUCAUUCUCAACAGAUGGCAUGGAAAUCUGUCCGCUCGUCCAAAGGGUUUGCCCUCGUUGGUCCGCAGCGGAAUUCCUGAGCCACUCAGAGCUGAAGUCUGGCAGCUGCUGGCCGGUUGCCACGACAACCACGACCUGCUUGAGCAAUACCGCAUCCUCAUCACCAAGGACUCGGCUCAGGAAGGUGUGAUCACUCGGGACAUUCACCGCACCUUCCCUGCACAUGACUACUUCAAGGACUCAGACGGAGACGGACAGGAUUCACUGUACAAGAUCUGCAAGGCUUACUCCGUCUACGAUGAGGAAAUCGGUUAUUGUCAGGGUCAGUCAUUCCUCGCUGCGGUUCUCCUGCUGCACAUGCCUGAGGAACAGGCCUUCUGUGUGUUGGUGAAGAUCAUGUAUGAGUACGGCCUUCGAGCUCUCUACAAAAACAACUUUGAGGAUCUUCACUGCAAGUUCUACCAGCUGGAGAGGCUGAUGCAGGAACAGCUUCCAGACCUGUGGUCCCACUUUCAGGAACUGAACCUGGAGGCACACAUGUACGCCUCCCAGUGGUUCCUCACCCUCUUCACUGCCAAGUUCCCCCUUUGCAUGGUUUUCCAUAUCACUGACCUUCUGCUCUGCGAGGGUCUCAACAUUAUCUUCAAUGUAGCCCUGGCUCUGCUCAAGACGUCUAAAGAGGACCUCUUACAGGCGGACUUCGAAGGGGCUCUUAAGUUCUUCAGAGUCCAGCUCCCAAAACGCUACAGAGCUGCAGAAAACGCCCGCAGGCUUAUGGAUCAGGCCUGCAACAUCAAGGUUCCAACCAAGAAGCUUAAGAAGUUUGAGAAGGAAUAUCAGACACUGAGGGAGAGCCAGCUGCAACAAGAGGACCCCAUUGAUCGAUACCAGAGGGAGAACCGUCGUCUUCAGGAGGCCAGUAUGCGGCUCGAACAGGAGAACGAUGACUUGGCCCAUGAGCUGGUCACCAGCAAGAUCGCCCUGCGUAACGACCUGGACCAGGCUGAAGACAAGGCCGAUGUUUUGAACAAAGAGCUGCUGAGCACCAAGCAGCGUCUUGUGGAGACGGAGGAGGAAAAAAGGCGACAGGAGGAGGAGACCGCUCAGCUGAAAGAAGUGUUCAGGAGGGAGCUGGAAAAAGCCGAGCUGGAGAUCAAGAAAACCACAGCCAUCAUAGCUGAAUACAAACAGAUCUGCUCCCAGCUGAGCACCAGGCUGGAAAAACAGCAGGCGGCAACAAAAGAAGAGCUGGACAUUGUCAGGGGUAAAGUAAUGGGCUGCGACCACUGCAGAGAUCUAUUCAGCACCCUGGGGUCCGUCCAGACAUUGUCCCCUGGCAGGGACAAGACGUCCACGGAGCCGAUGGACGAGGAGAAGGACGGACUGAAGGAGCAGCUGAGGCAUCUGGAGUUGGAGCUGGCACAGACCAAACUGCAACUUGUGGAGGCCAAGUGCCGCAUCCAGGAGCUCGAGCACCAACGGGGACUCCUGAUGAACGAGAUCCAGGCAGCCAAGAACUCGUGGCUCAGCAAGACUCUGGGCUCCCUUAAGAGCUCUGCCUCCUCCUCCUCCUCCUCCUCUUCCUCCUCCUCAUGCUCCACGUCCCAGACCCCGUCCUCUCCAAAGGAGGGCCCUGCCUAGGCGACGCUUCCCUCCAUCUCUGUCCUCGCACGAGCGGGAAGGAGAAGGAGCAAUGAGAGGAUGCAGUAUUCCUUUUUUCUAGCAGGUGGAAAGGCAGAGCUUGUUGCUCUGAGCUUGUUGCUCUGCCUUUCCAGAUCUGCUUCUUGGACUGCAGAAAUCUGAAAAAAUGAGCAAAGGGACAGGCGGAGGACUGGACAAAGCCGCCUGUCUGUCACUUCAUGUUUACAUUUCAGUGUCUGCUUCAAAGGUGAUGCGACAGCUGACUGAAUUGGGAAUCAGAUUUAAAGUUUGUUUUAAGUUCGGCAUUUGCGGAGGAAACUUCUUUUUAGGGUUUGAUGCCUAAAUUUAAAGAACACUGAAUUGAUAUUCAAACAUAUACAUAUGCUGUCAACCCUCUCAUAGGUCAAUAAUUUAGCUCCACCUAGUGGCCAGACAUUGCUACUGCAGAGUCGUAGUCUUGCAUAUGAGGGAGAUUGUUGUCAGGGUUUUACCUACAUCUGGUCACACAAUAGGAAGAAUAUGUCGAGUGAAAGUGUCAUGGCUGCAGCUGCAAAGAGAAAUAACCACAGCACCCUGAAAAAGGGAAUACUGCAUUCAGAUUCUUCAACAAGAACAAAACAAAAAGUUCUUUUGUUUAUAGUAAUAUAACAUCAACAAUGUUGUCAUAUAAAUAUGUAUAACUAAUUAUUGAUUUUUGUAAUAAUCUUGUACAGUUCUUUAAGAGAAGAGAAACACACAAGGAAGAGUUCUUUGUUAAUUUUUUUUUAUUACUGUUUGGAAAUUUUGAAUGUCAUCUCUCUAGAUGUUGAUGUAAGCACAGUGUGUGAUCGAUGUGGUCGAGUCCAAUCGCUGCCGAGCAAAAGUGACAACCUGCAGAGACGUUUUUGUGAUCAGUGUUCCUCCUCCUCGUUCAGCCAUGGGUUAAAGUAAAUACUGCAAAUAUACAUCCAGAUACAGAUUUCUUUAACUCCUAGUUCCAGAUCAUGAGACUGUGUGUAAUUUAGGCUUCUUUUACCUCCAGGUUUUAAAAAUGCAGCCAUCUAUUUGAGCACAGUGCGGUCAGCUGUGAUCAGAACAGAAACGGGCUCCCUUCCUACUCCGUCUCUGUUCUGGCCCUUUUAUAAGUGGAGUGAUUUUAUUUGGAAUAAGCAUAAAAGUGUCAAAGUCUUCAAUAUUCUUUUGAAACUGUACACAACCUAUAGACUGACCUUGGUUGUAUUUUUUGUCGUGAAAAUGUUUUUAAACAAGCUCUGUUUUAGAACCACACAUCUCUGGCGUCUGGUGAGAAAUCAGAGCUUUUUUGUCACUAAGAAGAAGCCAAUUUUCCCAUCUUUAAUCCAUCCCAGACUUAAAAUAAAUGGCUUUCACAGGGCGUGAUAAUCUAUCACAGUAAUCAUGGAGAAAUAGUGUCUCUCUUUUAGCUAACAACACCCACUGGAAGUCAUUAUUCAAUAAACAACUAGCUAAACUUUAAUCAGCUAGAUUAAGUUGUGUUGCCCAACACACAUCGCCAAAUUCUCCUAAAGCCAUUUGCACAGCUGUGCCAUCCAACUUGUCUGUUCUUUAUCUUGUCAAAAGUCCACCUUUUUUUUUAAUUCCUCACACAAUGAGAACAGUAUGUGAUUCUAUAGUCUUCCCUGCGUCCAUGUUGAACUGCUUGCUCUGUUGCUUAGUGCUAACACUUGCUGUAUUAAACUCUAGCUGCGUACUGAUGGUUUAUUGAAAGUUAAAAACAAUAUCAAGUCCAAAGCUGAAUUAAAAAAACUGGUCUUAAAUGAUGCAUGAGUAAAAGUCAAAUUCUAAUAGCUCAUCAUCUUGUAGUCAUAUUGGAUCACUCUGUCUGAACCUCAGUACAGUACGAGUGAGAUGACCAGCAGACGGUGUUUCAUGUAAAAUAGUUUAAAGAUCCACUUAAUGAGCUGACAUUUUAAAAGGAAAAACAACAAAUGCAAGGUCAAUUAUUUUUCUGUGUGCUGCAUUGUUUGUAGUAUUAAGCUUUAACAUGAACACUUUUUAUUAUCAUGAUAGCCGACAGAGCUGCAGCAUACGUGCCAAAUGUCCUGCUUUUUCAUUUUCUUCACUCUGAUUGUCACUCAACUCAGCUUUUGGACUUCGACCAAGUCCUUUUGUAAUUGUCUGUGCGUGAAUGUGUGUGUGUUUUUGAAGGUGUGUGUGUGUGUGUGUGUGUGUGUUCUGCACUGUAAUCCAGUGGUAAGGUUCAACACAGUUACUUGUUCACGUGGCUGCCUUUUCUGUUCAUGACUGAAGCCCUUUGCUGAUGAGAGGAAAACCAUGUGGCUGUUCAAAACGUGCGAUGGAGUCAGCUGUGCCAUAAAUGUCUUACCCCUGCUCCGUCCCCCAGUGACCUCACCCAACUUUUCCAACAACCAUGUCAUCUCAUCCUCUACCUGAAUCACACGUUUCCUCAAAUGAGCCCCCUGACAACGACCUCCGAGCAGCUCCACUUGACGAAAUGCAUCACUAUCAUGGAUAGGGAGAGAGAGGACACAGACUGGCUGAAUACAAUUGAAUUCCAGGUGUGCUUCGCAUUUCCAGGACAUUCCUUCUUUAAUGUAGCGCAUCAUGUUUGUUGAUCACAUGUCUGACAGUUACAAUGUCAUUAAAGUCAUGUAAACCGUGGCAAAGUUAGAGAGAGAGCUCCCCGGUCUUUAAUGUGCACUAAAGCAACAUUGAUAUUUUAAACACUAUUUCAAGAUGUGUGUGUGUGUUUGAAUGUUAUUCUGAUCACAGAGUAUAAUUAUUUUUCAACUGGUGAUUAUUGUUGCUAAGAGGACAGAUGCCAAUUUAUAAUCCGCUCUAAUCCACGGUUAAUUUCAAAGAUAUAAAAGCAGGCCUGGAGUCAGAUUAGAGGUGUGAUGUGUUGUAAUCUGUCAAACAACAGUCCUGUUACAUAUGGAGGGGCCGCUCCUCAACACUGUUAGCUGUACAAAAACUGUCUGCAUUAAUAAAUCUCAGUUUUUCUGUUCA